Leptidea sinapis is the source of this 823-nucleotide messenger RNA. Its product is annotated as translocon-associated protein subunit gamma. Gene Ontology annotation, cellular component: endoplasmic reticulum; membrane. NCBI's taxonomy places the organism in Eukaryota, Metazoa, Arthropoda, Insecta, Lepidoptera, Pieridae. Gene Ontology annotation, biological process: SRP-dependent cotranslational protein targeting to membrane. The coding region runs from base 116 to 667 and encodes 183 amino acids. The transcript is spliced from 4 exons. The record is from RefSeq and is a predicted model, not a curated record.
GUAUCUAGUCAUCAGAGUGAGAGAAGCCACAUAAUCGAUGCGUUAAGACUUUUACUUUCGGCCUCAUAAUUUAAAGUUUGUGUAUUGAAAUAAAAUAUUUUUAUAUCUUAAAAGGAUGUCUGGAAAGAGCAAUAAAGCUUUCACGAAAGAAGAGGAGUUGUUAUUACAAGACUUCAGUAGAAAUGUGUCCACGAAAUCGUCAGCUUUAUUCUACGGAAAUGCAUUUAUUGUGUCUGCUAUUCCUAUUUGGCUGUUUUGGAGAGUACACGCACUCGAAGUAAACACAUCAUUAGCUUGGUUCGUCUUCGUCACCUCCGUUAGUACUUGGCUCCUUGCUCUUGCUUACCGCAACACCAAGUUUCAACUCAAGCAUCGUGUGGCGGUUCGUAGAGAAGAUGCAGUAGCCCGUGAAAUGUCCAGGAAGCUAGCUGAUGAUAAGAAAAUGAGCAGAAAGGAAAAGGAUGAAAGAAUCCUGUGGAAGAAAAAUGAGGUUGCAGAUUAUGAGGCGACUACUUUCUCAAUCUUUUACAACAAUGCUCUGUUCCUUACUAUUGUGAUCCUGAGCAGCUUCUACUUACUGCGGACCUUCACACCUACUGUCAACUACAUUGUGUCGCUGACUGCUGCUUCUGGACUGCUGGCUCUGCUGUCGACGGGAACUAAAUAAUGGUUUUAAGUAAAUUCAGUGGACUGUGUUUCACAUUUGUAUAAUAUAAUUGGAAAUCUUGUUUUGCAUAGUACUCAGUUAAGUUAUUUUUACUUGUUGCAGAAUUAAUUUAAGAAUGAAUGAAUGGCAUAGAAAAUAAAGAUUUUUUAAUAAUAA